Molecule: messenger RNA, 1359 nt
Organism: Priapulus caudatus
Lineage: Eukaryota; Metazoa; Priapulida; Priapulimorpha; Priapulimorphida; Priapulidae
Product: glutathionyl-hydroquinone reductase YqjG-like
Exons: 9
Coding region: 15-1193 (392 amino acids)
Cellular component (GO): cytoplasm
Molecular function (GO): glutathione transferase activity
Source: RefSeq, a predicted model, not a curated record
ACGAUUGCUAGCCGAUGCGUACAAGUUACGUCACUUCCGACAUGCUCGGGUUAGAGCAUGCGUUAUCUCUCUUUUUCGCCGCCAUAUCGAAUUUCGUUGUUUGUUGUUGCUUCUACAAUAGAUUUACUCUUCCCGACGCCCGACUUUACAAGCACAUGACCACGCCUUUGACCACGCUACGUUCCACGAUUCGUUUUUCACAGACCUUAUAUCACACCGCAGCAGCCACCACGUCGAUGGCGUCAGUAGCUACUAUAGAUCUGACAGUGAAGGGAGAAUUUGUGAGGAAACCUACUGCAUUUCACAACAAGAUAACAGCUGAUGGCUCCAGCGGCUUCAAAGCAGAAGCAAAUCGCUACCACCUAUACGUCUGCUACGCAUGUCCUUUUGCAUCACGCACACUUGCCGUUCGCAAACUGAAGGGGUUGGAGAAGAUCAUUUCCUUAAAUGUCGUGGACUGGUUCUUGGACGAGGGAGGUUGGAAAUUUAAUCCAAACAGAGACGAUGUUACCACAGCUGACACGGUAAAUGGAUCAGAGAGACUGAGAGAGGUUUACUUGAAGGCGGACUCUUGUUACGCUGGCGCCAUCACCGUUCCUGUGCUGUGGGACAAGAAGACCGGAACGAUCGUGAACAACGAGUCCGCCGAGAUCAUACGCAUAUUCAACUGCGAGUUCAAUGAGUUCUGCGCGACACCCGAGCAGGCGGCUCUGGAUCUGUACCCGCAGCCGCUGCAGGCCGAGAUUGACGAGUUCAACUCUUGGAUAUAUCCGACCAUUAACAAUGGAGUUUAUCGUUGUGGAUUUGCAAAAUCACAAGAGCCUUAUAACGUUGCUGUUCAUCAAGUGUUUGAGUCGUUGGAUAGGGUGGAGGAAAUCUUAUCCCGCAAACGGUACCUGUGUGGCAACCAGCUGACUGAAGCAGACAUACGGCUGUUUGUGACCCUGGUCAGGUUUGACCAGGUUUACCACGGACACUUCAAGUGUAACAAGAAAUGCUUGAGAGAGUAUCCAAACUUAUGGGGGUACACUAGAGACAUCUACCAGCAUCGCGGCAUCGGAGAAACUGUUAACAUUGAGCACAUCAGAAAUUGUUACAUGGCAAGCCAACUUAAUAUAAAUCCCUUUGGAAUCAUUCCGAUUGGACCAGAUUUGGACUUUGAGGCACCACACGGCAGAGAAAACAUGAAGUGAUGGAGAAAUUGUCUUAAACCACCGCCCAGUAGUCUACUCUCAUGUACUUUAGUUGUAUUGAAUUGUGAGUAAUUGAAAUGACUUUUAGUUAUUUUGCUGUUUACUGUAUUUUUAUUAGCUCAUCUGACAUAAGCCUCGUUCACACGAGACCUCGUAUUUAUGAAAU